This is a messenger RNA of Aptenodytes forsteri (emperor penguin), 686 nucleotides long. RefSeq names its product chromosome unknown C18orf21 homolog (gene RMP24). The coding region runs from base 149 to 625 and encodes 158 amino acids. The transcript has 4 exons. NCBI's taxonomy places the organism in Eukaryota, Metazoa, Chordata, Aves, Sphenisciformes, Spheniscidae. The record is from RefSeq and is a predicted model, not a curated record.
ACGUGACGUGACGUGACGCUGUACCCUUCUCUCGCGCAGGUGGACGCUCCGCAACUCCCGAGAUAAUGAAUGUGGAUUAGAAGGGAUAUGUCCUUACUGCUUCCAGUUCCUGGUUCCUGAUAGCCACCGGGUGCGUCUCAAACCAAAGAUGAAAGUGACUCCACAGAUAGAGAAAAUUCUUAAACGAGAGGCGAAGAACCAUAAACUUAGUAUGAAACAGACAAAGCUUUUGAAAAAGUACAGGGAGUCAAGGAGUGCUGUGCUGGUUACUUGCAACUCAUGCAACAAAACAACAAGACAUUAUGGUAAAAGCAGGGAUUUUCUGGCUACCAAGACACACAAUUCUGGCACUCCAAGUAUUAAAUCUAGCCUGAGGACACCAGAUGUAAAAAUUCAGUCUGCAAACAAAGUGACACCUGUAAGCUGCAAUAGGCUGGGAUCUAAAGGGAACACUCCCUCAUCUCUUCCCAGAACCUGUGUAUCCGGACAGGCGACAACCAGCUCUGCUUCCAAGACUCCCCGAAACUCCAAAUUUCACUUUUCUAAGCUAAAACGGAUGCUUAACCUAGAAGAAAAAGAGAAGAGCCAGAAGGCAGAUUUGAAAACCUUCUUGACUUUACUUUAGUUAUACAUUAUUUCAAAGUAAUAAAGAUUACAGCAAUAAGUAUUGUUCCAGUUUUAGUAAA